AUGAAGACGCUGUCCUCUGCCAGUUUCACCUCAGCCAGUUCAGUAACAAACCUAACCAAGGCCGGUCGCCGGAGUAGCAGCAUCGUGACAAAUGUUCACGAGCCACCGCACCCUCCAAAUAUGAGCUCUCAGGCAGAAAUAAGCAGCAGCAGCCGAGCCAAGAUGCCGGAAACAUCUGUUGGAGAGUACACCAAGUUGGAAAUGGUUAAGGUUGAUAUUGAUAACAACAUGCAAGCAGAUGGAACUCACAUUGGCCUUGUCUCACCUGAAAUGCAAAAAAAACGUGUACAAGACAUUUUGAAACGCAUUCCGCCCGGAGCUGAAUCUACAACUGUACUUGUUGGUUGUGUAGAUUUUUUGUCCAAACCUGCAAUGGCCUUUGUACGCUUGGCUGAAGGGCAGGUUCUGUCCAAUCUGACUGAGGUACCAUUACCAACGCGUUUCAUCUUUGUAUUGCUUGGCCCCGAGGAUGGUGGAAUGGAUUACCUUGAAGUUGGUCGAUCUCUUUCCACCUUAAUGUCCAACCAGAACUUCCAUGACGUCGCAUAUCGAGCGGAAAGCAGAGAAGAAUUCUUACAUGCCAUCAACGACUUUUUAACAGAAUCGAUUGUCCUUCCUCCCGGUGACUGGGACCACAAAACCCUUUUGCCAAUCAUGGAUAUGGCCCGGAAACGAGCACAUCUUCGACUUAGAAAAAAGCAGAAGCAGGUAGAAAAAGAGGCAUUGUUAGAGACGAAAGGAAAGGUUCCUACAGAUCCGCUCCUACGAACUGGGCGUCCCUUUGGCGGUCUCAUAAAUGACAUAAAGCGACGUUACCCUUACUACAGAAGCGAUAUAACUGAUUCCUUUAAUCUCCAGUGUCUAGCUGCCUUUGUUUUUAUAUUCUUUGCUUGUCUUUCACCAUGUAUUGCCUUUGGGGGUCUGCUAGCGGAAAAAACAGAUGGUCUUAUGGGGGUUACGGAAACAGUGCUGAGUACCUCUUUAUGCGGACUUAUAUUUGGUCUGUUCAGUGGACAGCCCCUUAUGAUCCUUGGAGCGACAGGGCCUGUUCUGGUAUAUGAGCAGUCUUUAUACAAGUUCUGUGAAAGCAAUGAAAUUGAAUUCUUGCCAAUGCGUUGCUGGAUUGGUUUUUGGGUCACUGUGAUAGCAGGUGUGGUUGUGGCACUCGAAGGAAGCUUUCUUGUCCGUUUUGUCACAAGAUUCACUGAGGAAAUUUUUGCCAUUCUAAUUUCACUCAUUUUUAUCUACGAAGUGAUAAAAAAAUUAACAGAUAUUUACCAAAAAUACCCACUAAUCGCGGACUGUGCAUCUUGUUGUCCAAGCAUCGUCUUACCAAGCCUAAACAGUAGUAAUUCCACAACGUCAGCUUCCGAAAUUUCUUAUUCAUUGUUUAAUUCAACAAUUAAUUCCAAUGGGGGUCAUAGCCACAGCACAACAGAGGCUAGUGUCGGGACAAAAGCCCGUGAACGUUAUACAAAGGCUGCAAACCAACCAAACACGGCUCUGUUGUCCACCAUAUUGGCCCUAGGAACCUUUUUUAUUGCAUAUUUCCUCAGGAUUUUUAGAAAUAGCAAAUUUCUUGGAAGAAGUGCCAGACGAGCUCUUGGUGACUUUGGAGUUUUAAUUGCUCUUGUUGUGAUGGUUCUCCUUGAUGUUUUAAUAAAGGACACCUGUACACAGAAACUUGAAAUGUCUGAUCAAUUUGCUCCAACUUUUGAAGAGAAAUUAAAGGUUGUUUGGCUGAUAUUUGCUUCUAUUAUUCCUGCUUUUCUCAUCUUCAUUCUUCUUUUCAUGGAAGUGCAAAUCACAGAAACAAUUAUGUCCAAGAAAAUGCGCAAAGGCUCUGGUUACCAUCUGGACAUGAUGUUGGUCAGUAUAAUGGUUAGUGUUUGUGCAUUAUUUGGUCUGCCUUGGAUGUGUGCAGCCACUGUCAGGUCAGUUGCCCACAAAUCUUCUCUCAGUGUUUUCAGCCGCACACAUGCCCCAGGAGAAAAGCCAAAGUUACUUUAUGUCCAAGAACAACGACUUACAAGUAUAUUAGUCAGCAUUUUGAUAGGUGCAUCUUUAUCAUGGGGUCCCCUCUUUCGAGAGAUUCCCCUCACUGUCUUAUUUGGUGUCUUCCUUUAUCUUGGAGUGUCCUCAAUGAGUGGUGUACAGAUGUAUGAGCGAACCAAAUUGCUUUUGAUGCCUGUCAAACACCACCCCUCAGUUGGUUACGUUCGAAGAGUGCGUACAUUACGGAUGCAUCUUUAUACCUUCACACAACUGUCCUUAUUAGUUGUCCUGUGGGUCGUCAAGUCCACGGAGGCUGCUCUUGCCUUUCCAUUCCUGCUUAUUCUUUUAGUGCCCCUCCGAUUAAAGCUUCUCACCUUUAUUUUCACUGAGAAAGAACUCCAUGAAUUAGACAAAGAAGAAGAAGAUAGUGAAGAAGAAGAAGAUGAACCUGAUUUUUACCAACUGGCCCACAUGCCUAUUUAG
Acanthosepion pharaonis is the source of this 2478-nucleotide messenger RNA. The record is from the annotation of a GenBank genome assembly. Lineage: Eukaryota; Metazoa; Mollusca; Cephalopoda; Sepiida; Sepiidae.